Messenger RNA from Colletotrichum tamarilloi, 246 nucleotides. RefSeq lists its product as uncharacterized. The transcript has a single exon. The record is from RefSeq and is a predicted model, not a curated record. Lineage: Eukaryota; Fungi; Ascomycota; Sordariomycetes; Glomerellales; Glomerellaceae. The annotation marks the transcript as partial.
CGCAGCCGCAGAGCAUCGCUAAUAUAUCCUACGCUAAGAAGGGCAUCAUUAGCACUAACGAGACGGAUAGGGCCGUGUCAAUAUAGCGCCUCGGCUUCCUCCUAUAGCUCGAGGAUAAUCACCUUAGAUAGCAUUAGAAGUCUAUUAAAAAGCUCUCUCGAGUACUCCGGCAUAUCCACUACUAUCUCCGCGAUAGCAAGACUCCCAGCGCCUACGCAUAAGAGUGGGUUACCUACCUCUAGAUAG